AGUUCGUUUCAUUGGGCGGUCAGUCGUUACGGAAAGCUGCGCGCGCGAGCACCCUUCUCAAGUUGAGUCGCGUUUGGUUGAGAUUGAAGACGUUCAAACAACUGCAGCAGUUGCUGCAAAAGAACAUAAGAUAUUAAGUAAACGGCAAGUGUCACGCACAAUCGUGUUGCAUUGUUGGGCGUUAUUGUGGGUGGGUGAAAAUCGCAACUCCGGUGUUUCGCGGUGACGGGAAAGGUCAAUUUUCUGGUGGGUGACUUUUCCCGUAUAGAAAUCAGUCGUCCCAGAAUAUAAGAAAAGCGCAAAGUUCAAAACAACAGCGAGAGUGUGCUGAACCGUUGCAGAUAUUUGAGAUUUCGGUGCAAAAAUAGCCAUUAACCAGUGAGUGAAAGUGUGUGAUUGACGGAAGCAUUUUUCUAUGAUUUUUCGUGAUUACGUGAUCAUAGUAGGCGCCCUCUGUUGAGUGAGAAGAUCAUCUAAGCAACCUAAGCGAACAACGGAUUGCAACUCAAACAGGUUGACAUUACACAAGUGUGUCGCGCGGCCUGCUCAGUCGACGAAUGAUGCGUCUCAACAUGUCGAACACCAAAAACUUCAUAGACAACAAAAUAGUGGCCAUUCAGGCCAGGUGGAGUUCGUCCAAACCGGAGGGCAGAAAUAGCAGGACCUCGGAAAGGGAAACCUUCUUCGAAAAGUUUGGAACACUCUUCAAACAACGGUCCACCCAUUUUCUGCUACAAGCCAAAACCGACGUUACCCUGCAAGACGAGACGGGCGGAGGAGCACAAGAGUUGCUGAUCGCGAACAGCACAAGACCACAAAUCAAUCCAUCUACGGUAGCGGCAGCCGCCAGCGAAGGAAUACCAAAUGUCGCAAACGGAGAUGCCUCGAUCGAUGCACUGUACGACGAAGACGCAGUAAGUAUACAGCUGUCCGUUCCGUUGCUAGUGUGUAGAUAAAAGAUUUCCUUUGUUUCGAAUCGGACCUGAGAGCUGCGAAUAAAUUGCACCAAAUGCAUCACCCUGAUUAGAACCUAUCCCAAGAUGAAGCGUUCAAGAGUUGUGUAACAAUAUUUAUAGUUGCAAACCGCACGGCGCAACAAAUGGUCCAUUGCGGGCGCCUUCGAUGAUGAUGUUGAUGAGUUAAAAAUAAGUUCUCUUCUUGAUGGGUUUCCGAUCGGCAACGAGCGGGUAUGUUCAAGCAUUUCUUCGCCUCCACUUGGUCUAGUCAGUCGGAUGCGAAGCGAUCACCGUGCGAUGAGCGAAAGUGUUUUUAACCAGAACGAGCGAAGAUGGGUUUUAUUCCCAGUCGUCAUCAGCUGGGAAGCACUUGAACAAAGCAUGUCAUGCUAGAGCUAACGGAAAACAGAAAUGACCACUUUUUAUAUGUAGAUUAAGUGCUCAUCGCCGACUUGGAUGAUUUAUUGCCAUUUCGGUGACGCACAUGUGCAGUAAAUGAGCUGGAUAUUUGAGAAAAUUGGAAUUUUGAUUGUUUAUUGGAACAACCAUGUAUGUAUCGAUGUUCAUAGAAACAUCGAAGCGGUACGAUACUUGCUAUAAGCUGUAGCGAUAACUAAAACGAUACAAGGGACUCGAUUUUGUCAGCGUAUUCUUUCUGAUUUUUUAUUACUCUAUGCAGUGCCUUUCAGCCUUAGUUUGGUGAUGAGCCUAAACGAUUUAGGAAAAAUUUGAUUGUGAGAUGAGUUUGAUUGUAAAAAAAUUAGUAAAUCACUUCGGAUCGACAUUGAUUUGGCAUGUUUCCGUUACGUAAAGCAUAUCUACUUAAAAAAGUUUUUUAAUAAGGGACUGUCGUCCAUAAACCAACAUUUUCAGGUUAUUUACAAAAUUUAGAACACCCCCCUCCCUCCCUCCUUCGUGAUCUUUUGUUCACUUUUUUUUUUUAAUUUGUAUGGACCGUGAUAUUUGUCCAACCAGGAGUUGUCCCAGGUGUUGUCCCAAUUUAGCUCAGAUUUGUGUGAAUUUUACCUAUGUCUGAAUUACUUUCUCUUGACGUGUACUGCAUUAGAAAGCUCUCAGUUAAUAACUGUGGAAGUGCUCAUAGAACACUGAGCUGAGCAGACCUUAUCCCAGUGCGGACGUUACGUCAAAAAGUAGAAAAAUUGGCUUAUUGGAUAAGAGUUAGUUUGUCUUGAACACCAGUUUCACGGUCGCCAUGUGAUGGAGACAACGUGCUUUUGAUUGUAGAAGGCUUUUCGUGAAGACGGUAUCCAAAACGGGGAAAGUAUUGUAAAAUAUCCUCCAGUUCAGGUUUCGAAACACCGUAUUGUUCGGUUAUUAUAGUGCGCGUGCUCAAAAUACAACGAGUAUUUUUACCCGAGGCCGCUAUUAUCGAAAUAUAUACACUGAACGAAAACCCCAUCCCGAAAUCGACUGAUUUGUCCGACCAUCCAGUCCAAAGUACCAAAAUCGUGUUUUCGAAUGACGAAUCAGUCAUACGGCAAUCAUCCCAAAAAUCGGAUGACGAUCAUCUUAUUCGCGUAUGAGUCGACGCACGCUAUGUGAAUGAAUAUUAGUUGCAGAGCGAAGGCCACACAGAUGCACCGAAUUUAUUCAUCGAUAGCUUAACAAGUUCCUUGAUCGUGACACCCGGGACAUUGACGACUUUGAUUCGCAUGUCCUAUCCUGGACAUGUCAUAUUUUUUGAAAAGGGUGCCCGCAACGGUACCCUGGCCCUGGCCACUAAGCACAUAUAUUUUUGAAAAAGAUAGCGGUGAUAUUGUUAUCAAUCGCUAAAAAACAAAGUUGCUCGAUCAUAUGGUCGACAUUCUAUUUUCAUAUCGCUGUCAUCCGGUUUUAAGAUGACAUCAUUCGGUCGGUGGACCAUACGGUUUCCGACCGAAUGUCGUUAAGGGGCGUGAUCGUAUCGCCUCUCAGUCGAUCUUGGGCGGGGGGUUUCGUUCAGUGUACCGGUCGAUGCGGAAAGUGCUCCUUGUAUAGUGGACAGUGAAGGUUUGGCUUAUUUAGGAGAACAAACGGCUGAGAUUUUUUUUAAGUGAUUAGUGGAUACCUGGGGAGUAAUACAAUGUGUUCUAUAAGGGUGUGUCUACAGUGAAGCACGAAUUUUUUUUUUUGAACACCUGGAUAACCUUUACGGUGAUGGGACAACGAAGAGAAGAGUGUUUGUGGUAGGGAGGAAAGGGCACGUAGGUGCCAGUGCUCUGCCGUACUACGCCUGUGUAAAAAAACCCUCUUUCCCUUGAACCUUCCCGCGAGUAUUUUUUUCCGGAAUUCCAGGCCCUCGGAACAUUGAUUUGAAGUUUUGGCAGACGAUCUUUUUGUCCUCCGCUGGCAUGGCGCUGGCGGCCAAUUUCUCGCCCCUCACAGGGGCUGAGUAUACUGCAACUAUAUACCCGUCCUUCAUGGACCCGGAAGGCACUGCAAGUCAAGCCCAAUACCUUCGAAUGGCGCUGUCUACGAAAACAUGCCUCAUGAUCCUUUUCUCUUCCAGAUGUCGGUCGAAAGUGCCAUAUGUGGCAAAAACGACGGAGCUUUCAAGGAGAGCAGAGGAAUGGCCAACGUCCUCAAUGUAAAAGAAACCGGAUCAGUUUAGGCGUCUACAAGCGAUGAACAAGCUAGCCGAUGGAACGUAUAUCAAGAUCUCCGCACAUCCUACGAUGAGCCAGCGUACACGGGCAACUCCAAAGCCAUGGAAAAAAACGCCUCCAUGAGAUGUAGGCUUUCUCCUAGCUAAAACAUCUCCUAGUAGCUGGAGCAUCUCAAA
Messenger RNA from Aedes albopictus (Asian tiger mosquito), 3738 nucleotides. RefSeq lists its product as uncharacterized. NCBI's taxonomy places the organism in Eukaryota, Metazoa, Arthropoda, Insecta, Diptera, Culicidae. The transcript is spliced from 2 exons. Bases 558 to 956 code for a protein of 132 amino acids. The record is from RefSeq and is a predicted model, not a curated record.